Messenger RNA from Thamnophis elegans (Western terrestrial garter snake), 2409 nucleotides. RefSeq names its product calcium binding and coiled-coil domain 2 (gene CALCOCO2). The record is from RefSeq and is a predicted model, not a curated record. The coding region runs from base 209 to 1501 and encodes 430 amino acids. Gene Ontology annotation, biological process: positive regulation of autophagosome maturation; xenophagy. NCBI's taxonomy places the organism in Eukaryota, Metazoa, Chordata, Lepidosauria, Squamata, Natricidae. Gene Ontology annotation, cellular component: PML body; autophagosome. The transcript is spliced from 13 exons.
CCGGGCAGGCGUCUCUUACUGCGAGUCUAGUUGCGGGCGUCUUUCGAAUCGAGCAGUCUUGCAGUUCUCGUGGGAGAUCAUCGCUUCUACUAACCACCGGCAAAGAAGGACAUCGAGCUCGGUUCCUGCCUGUCACAGAGCUGUUGAGACAAGCACAGGUUCAGAAUUCUGUUUCUGCUCUUUGUUCUUUUCUUUACAGGACUUCAAUAUGGAGGAUAUGUUUUGUGCAUGCAACAGUCUGGAGGAACCACCUACUUCUGCUGUCAUGUUAGAAACCCAUUUCUCUCAGGUGGUCUUUGCAAACGUAGAGAAAUUCUAUGUUCCUGGAACAGACAUAACUUGCUUUUAUAACAUUUCCCAGUUCUUCAUGCCUCACAAGAAGGAUUGGGUGGGCAUAUUCAGAGUGGGAUGGAAGACAACUCGUGAAUACAUCACAUUCAUGUGGGCCCCUGAGUUCGGUGAUUCCAAGAACAGAUAUGCUGAACAACAGCAGGUGACUUUUAAAGCCUACUAUCUGCCAAAGGAUGAUGAGUAUUAUCAGUUUUGCUAUGUUGAUCAAGAUGGGCAAAUCCAUGGGGCCAGUGUUCCCUUUCAAUUCCGUACUGAGACUAAGGAUGACAUGCUGGUAGUUACUAAAGAGGGAGAAAUGGAGAAAAUACAGCAGCAAAAUGAAACAUUGCUUCAAGAAAACAAGAACCUGAAGAAGAACCUAGCAAGUCUCCAGGAUCAGAAUAUGCAUCUACAAGAAGAACUUGUGGCGGCUAAGGCUCUUCAAGAUAAAGUGAACACUUUAGAGGACAAAUGUGAGGAACUUGAAUCCCAAAAGAAAGAUCUAGAAAAGGAGAAAUGUGCCAUGAAGGAAGACCUGAUGCAGAUCAAAAAAGAGAAAGAAUCUGCAUUAUAUGAGAAAGAAAAGAUUGGAAACCAACUGAAAACCAUUUGGCAUCAAAAAGAAGAAUGUCAAAUACAAUUGCACAUUCAACAGAAGGAGAUGGAGAACCUGCAGGAGGGAAUUAAAGAAAAAGCAAUGCACCUGGAAGAAUUGAAGGGAGAGAAUUAUCAAUUAAAUGCUGCCUUGUUUAGACAGCAAAUGUUGAACAACAUCCAGGAAGAACAAACACUUGCACUUCAAAUCCUGAAGAAGCAAAAGGAUGAACUAGAGCUGGAAAAUCAGAAAUUAUGGCAAGAAAAUGAGGUGUUGAAGGCACGCCUCCCUGAAACACGCAGUUCAUCUGCUGGAGUCCUAUCCCAGUCACUGCCUAACUCUGCGAUUCUGUUUGGAAAUCCAAAUUCUGCAUCACCAGCAAUUGCUCAAGUGGACCCGGUCUCUCUGAAAAAGUGUCCCAUAUGCCAGGAAGUCUUCCCUAAUGACAUUGAAGAACAACAAUAUUUGGAUCAUGUGCAAAAUCAUAUUCUCGAUUGUCCAUACUGCAAUAAAACCUUUGACAGCGCUGAGAAGCAAGUGUAUGAUGAUCAUGUCUUUUGCCAUAACUUAGACUAGGCUUAAGCCUGCUGGCAUCACCAAAAAUAUUACACUAAUGCUUUUUUUCUUUCCUUUUCCCAUUUCUCUCCUUUGUAUGUUCUGGCAGGGAUAGAUACUAAAAUGCUAAAAUUGACAUACCAGGCUAAAGUCUGUUGUUGGGCCUUAGGUACUGAUUACUUUAAUUUUCUUGUGAUACAUGUGUUAAAUUAAAUAAUACAUUAUGCUUUUGCUUUGGAAGCAGAUUAUCACAUAUUUAAAUCUUAGAUUUAAAAAUAACAUGCUAGUAGAGUAUCUCUACCAUAUGGGCUCCAACACAAGUCUGAAAGUUUAGAAGGCAAAACCUCUGGUCCCUCUGGAUGACCCAGAUUGGAUCCUACAAUAUUAUCCUGAGACACAUAUAUGCACCUUUAUUUGUAAUUUCUAGCUCUGCCAAUAGUAAAUAAUAAAAUUUGCACUUUUGCUUGUGUUGUUUCUGGUUUAUGGCUGUUUAGGCAAAGCAACAAUUAUUCUUCCCAGUUUUAAAAAAAUGUUUCCUAUCUGUUGUCAGGGAGCUCACAAUCAUAUCAGAAGUAACUGAAGACUGAACCCAUUUUUUUUUAAAUAAAGAUUUUUUUUGGGACUGUCCAGCAGCAAAAGUAUUGACUGCGAUCUUGGGGCUCCAAGAUCACACGUCGUGUUGUUGCAACGUCAGCUCCUCCUUCCCCUGAACCCAAUUUUUUUUUAAUGUUACUGAUUGAUAAAGGUACUAACAGAUUUUCACCAGUCUUGUCACUGUAUUGAAAAGGUUAAACAAAAAGGGUCUUUUUUGGAGUUGCAACAUAUAACCAGAAUCUCUUUAUGAUAAUGUAGAAAUGUGCUGCUUUUUAAAAAAAAUUUCUCUCUCUCUCUCUCUGACUACAUUGUCAAAAGGCCACGCCUAUUAUAUA